Molecule: messenger RNA, 11246 nt
Organism: Leptidea sinapis
Lineage: Eukaryota; Metazoa; Arthropoda; Insecta; Lepidoptera; Pieridae
Gene: Nedd4
Product: E3 ubiquitin-protein ligase Nedd-4
Exons: 21
Coding region: 267-3284 (1005 amino acids)
Biological process (GO): ubiquitin-dependent protein catabolic process; regulation of dendrite morphogenesis
Molecular function (GO): ubiquitin protein ligase activity; sodium channel inhibitor activity; protein binding
Source: RefSeq, a predicted model, not a curated record
UAGAGAUGGCUUUUUCUUGAUAAUUUACUUUUUGUUUGUCUUUAUUAAUUGGUAUUAAUUAUUACUUCUUGAGUGGUGUUGUUUCCCAAUAUCUUUUUGUCUCAUGCUAUCAAGGAGUGAUUCAUUUUUAGUGAAGUUGUUGACUAGAGUUAUAUAGCAAACGUGUCAUCAUUUCAAGUUUUCACAAGUUUCAACCGAUGUUAGAUGAAAAGAAAUUCGAAACCUUUUGCAUUCCAGUAGAAAAUUAGUAAAAUUUCACAUGGGUGAUGGCUUGGCAGUCGGAUAACCGUACCGAUGAAAAUAGCUUCCUUCUUCGGCUGAAGGUGAUAGGAGCUUAUCAAUUGGCAAAAAAGGAUAUAUUUGGUGCUAGUGAUCCUUAUGUACGUGUCGAACUGCAAAAGGCUGAUGGUGAUAUAACGCUUGAGACAUACCUGACGAAGACCAAGAAACGGACAUUAAAUCCAGUAUGGAAUCAGGAGUUUGUGUUUCGGGUGAAGCCCGCGGAGCAGAAGCUGCUAAUUCAGGUGUUCGACGAGAAUCGACUCACCCGAGAUGACUUCCUGGGCAUGGUGGAGGUGCCACUGGAGGGCACGCCCCACGAGAGUGCGGCUAACGCACGCCCGCCGAUCCACAAGUAUCCCCUGCGCCCGCGCAGGUCCGUCGCGCGGUCACGGGUGCGCGGGUACAUCGAGAUAUACCACGCCCUGGUGGGGCGGGUCGCCGAGGAGGGGACCGAGACCGGCGCGCUGGGGCACGACUGGGAGGUGGUGGAGCCAGAACCACAAGUGGGCCACGUGCAACCGGUGGCGGUCGGCACUGUACCGUCACCGGACUCCGAUGACUGGGAAUUGGUCGACGCGACGCACGCUUCUAUUGUGAUUGGCGGAGACCCGCUGCCGUCGGGUUGGGAGGAGCGGCAGGACGCCAACGGACGCACCUACUACGUGAACCAUGUGGCGCGCUCCACGCAGUGGGAGCGGCCCUCACUCACCCUGACUCGCAAUAUGAGCAGAGAGUCGGAAGUGGAACGAAUGGAGAACUUCGUGGCUGAGUUUCAAAGACGUUUCCAUAUUUCUGCUGAUGACGAGCAUGCUCACAACAAUAACAGCCACGACAGUAGCCAGGAAAAUAACCACGAAAACCAUCAGGACGAAAGCGAUAGGCCUGCUGAAACUUCUACUGACGCUAUAGAAACGAGAAAUGAAACUACAGAGGUCACACCUGAAGCCCAAUCUGUAGACACACCAAGCUCUGAUCCCGCUAUCAUUUCCGAAGAAACUGAAAAUACGAAUACAGUGCCUAAUUCUAGUAACGACUGUGAUACUAAUGUAAGAAAUAAUCAGAAUGAAGACAACGACGUAGUUUGUGCAAAUGAAAAUAGUGCACAAAGAGAGGAAGAGAAUAAUGAACUGGAAGUUGUGGAAGUUGCUCAAUCAUCUUGUGAUAAUAAUCUAUCUCCUAACAGUAGUCAAGACAAUUCAGAGACUGAUACUAUUGAAUUUGAGUUAAGACCGACGGUGGAUGAAAUAAUUGUUACAAGUCCUGACAACGAUCAAACUGAUGCAAUUGGUGAUGAUGUUAAUAUUAGAAGGGAACUAAGGAAUGAUGAAACCGGUGACGAGUCGGCUGAGUCUCUGACGUUUGAUGAGAAUCACUUUAGCACGCCGACCGGAGGUGUUACACCUGAGAGGCGACCCUCGGCUGAGGCAAGGAGGAGACGCACGACAGCCAGUUCCAUGAGCUCAGAGGAUGAAACGGAUGGGUCGUCGGAAAGCACGAGAAGUAGCAGCGCCAGUAGCACGCAGAGCCAGAACCUGCCCAACAGCGACGGUCUGCCGACUGGCUGGAGCAUGCAGCGGGCCCCCAAUGGGAGGAUAUUCUUCAUCGACCACAAUAACAAGACCACCACGUGGGUGGAUCCCAGAACAGGUUGCGCGUCGGGGCUGCCAAGCGCGGUGGUCGCAGCGAGCAGUGCGGAGGCGGAGGCGGACGAGCUGGGGCCGCUGCCCGAGGGCUGGGAGGAACGCGUGCACACCGACGGAAGGAUCUUCUUCAUAGACCACAACACCCGUACGACUCAGUGGGAGGAUCCGCGGUUGUCCAACCCGCAGAUCGCGGGACCCGCCGUGCCAUACUCCAGAGACUACAAGAGGAAAUAUGAGUAUCUGAAGAGUCAGCUACGCAAACCGAGCAACGUGCCCAACAAGUUCGAGAUCAAAGUCCGUCGCAACUCGAUCCUGGAGGACUCGUAUCGCAUCAUCAGCUCGGUGAGCCGCGUGGACCUGCUCAAGACUAAGCUGUGGGUCGAAUUCGAGUCCGAAGUCGGACUUGAUUACGGUGGGCUGGCUCGCGAGUGGUUCUUCCUGCUGUCGAAGGAGAUGUUCAACCCGUACUACGGUCUGUUCGAGUACUCCGCGAUGGACAACUACACGCUGCAGAUCAACCCCAACAGCGGGGUGUGCAACGAGGAGCACCUCAACUACUUCAAGUUCAUCGGCAGGGUGGCCGGUAUGGCCGUCUACCAUGGGAAACUGUUAGAUGCAUUCUUCAUCCGUCCAUUUUACAAGAUGAUGCUCGGCAAGCCCAUAGACCUGCAGGACAUGGAGUCGGUUGACCUGGAGUACUACAACUCACUCAUGUGGAUACGGGAUAACGAUCCGUCGGAACUAUACCUGACAUUUGCGGUCGACGAGGAGCAGUUCGGCAAGACGUAUCAGCGGGAACUGAAGCCCGACGGAGCCAACAUCGCACUCGACAACGACAACAAGCUAGAGUAUAUCAAAUUGGUGAUCGAGUGGCGAUUUGUGCGGCGGGUCCAGGAGCAGAUGAACGCGUUCCUGGAGGGUCUGGGGGCGCUGGUGCCGUUGGCGCUUCUGAAGAUCUUCGACGAACACGAGCUGGAGCUGCUUCUGUGCGGAAUCCAGCGUAUCGACGUGCGCGACUGGCGGAGCAACACACUGUACAAGGGGGACUUCCACGCGAACCAUCUGGUGGUGCAAUGGUUCUGGAGGGUGGUGCUGUCGUUCUCCAACGAGAUGCGGUCGCGCCUGCUGCAGUUCGUGACCGGCACGUCGCGGGUGCCCAUGAACGGGUUCAAGGAGCUGUACGGCUCCAACGGGCCGCAGCUCUUCACCAUCGAGAAGUGGGGCUCACCGGACAACUACCCGCGGGCACACACCUGUUUCAACCGAAUCGACCUCCCCCACUACGAGAGCUACCAACAACUCCGCGAGAAGCUCAUCAAGGCGAUAGAAGGCUCGCAGGGGUUCGCGGGUGUCGACUGAUUCACCGACCCCGUGGCCACUCUAGCAUCGUUCGUGAUGCGGCGUGUGCUGAGGUGCCGGUGGAACGUUUACUGCAGGAGGCUACUUGGUUAUAGGUGAUCAUCUAAUGCUAAGAUAUUUAACUAAAAAACUAUUAGACAUUUUAUAUAAAUUAAGGUGCUCACCUAUCGCUAAGUGAUGCUCUUGCUGGCGCUGAUAUGUGGGAGUGAUCAAGCCUUAUUCUAGAAUACUAUAUUAUAUUUAACUGACGCUUGGAUAAGUAGUCGAUCUUACAGCGUUAUGUAAGCUAAGUUAAAUUAUGUCAAACAUAAGUAUUUGACAAACGUAUUUGCAAUAUGUGCGUUUAGUUCUCAAGUUGUCGUAAUCAUUCAACAUUCUAAUCAUACUUGAGUUGUUAAAUAUAUUCUUAGGGUAAAGCCCCCUGUUUCCGGCCACAUGAUAUCUUGAGUUGACUUAUUUUAGUCAAUAAAGGACUGUACUUAUUAUUCUAUAUGCGGUUGUUACUUCCUAUAGUUAUCAGACGUUGAGACUUAUGACGAAAAACUUAUGACUAAUUUAUCUAAUUAUACAUAAGUAUCAAAUACAGCAAUUAUACAAAAUUAUUAUAGUCUACAGUUUACUACCAAAUGUUAUUAAUAGACUGGGGCCAGAAAUAGGCAGAUUUACCUUAACCACUUGUAAUUAUACCGUCAAUUAUGUAUUAUAAUUAGAUAGGAAUAAAUAAUUAAUAGAAACAUGCUUAGAUAUUACUAAUAAUAAAUUUUCAGUAACAUAUUAUAUUGAAAAGCGUUUUUUAAUGAUGCUUAUUAAGACUCUGCUUUCAUAUCGAAAAUAUUAUAAGUUAUGAUAAUCUUAUUAUUGAAAGUGAUAGAAAUAUACAAUACGAAGCUUGACUUGUGUGGGGUGUGUAAGUAGAUUUAUUGAAUGUUGUAUAAACUGUAUUUUGAACUGCAAUUAAUUGGCUUAAAAUCCAGGUUUAAUUAAGUUCACUGAGAUCUACUGGAUCUAAUUAUGUUCAACAAACUUUCUUCCACUUACAACCAUACCGUGCAAUGCACUCGGUGGGCAUUUUUUUUAAAGUAUGGAUUACAAUAAUAUCUUGCAGUAAUUUUUUAAAAUUAAAUAGCCUGAGGGUGUUCGCCAAUUCCAUCCCAAUCUAUAGUAUCAUUAAGAAAAUCAUGUUAUAAUAACAUUUACCACACAAACAUUAUUAACAAUUCUUUUAAAUGUUUUGUACAUUUUCUGGGAUCAUAUUGUAAAAGCAUAUACAUCACGCAAUUAAAGACUUACUAACUCCACUUAUUCGAGCAUAUCACAAUAGUAUCCCGCAAAAAAUCUUAUCUACAUCCAAGUCAUAGUCUGCCAACGCUCAUAUCAUUCCUCUGGUGUUGUAAGACAACGGCGGUGGUGAUUACUUGCCUAAUUUACCUUCCAAAUGCCUCCCUAUGUCAUAAAAAAUUAAAGGCAAUACUAAUUCCUUAAUACUUUCAUCGAAGUGCCACGGUGAUCCCUUCAAUUAUAUGACAUAUAUAGCUCAACUAGCUUGUUAACUUUUUUAUAUUCUUAUCUACACCCAUGCUUAAAUCGUCUAUUAAAGAUGCUAAAACAGAUGUCUCUAAUAACCAUUACAUCAUCCAAACGAGUAUUGUAAUAAAAUUCAGUACAACAUUACAACACUCGUUUGGAUGAUGUGAUGGUUACUAGGACUGGCUUUUUUAAUGUUUGUAGUAAGCUAACUGUUUCAGAAUGUUAUAUAUAGAGGAUUCAUAUUAUGGGUGUAGAUAAAGUCUUGUAUGCAAAUUGUGGAUAAUUAGAUACCCCUUAUUGUGUAAUCAGUUGCAUAAAUAACUAUUACUAUAGACUCACGCUAGUUUGUAUAGGUCUAUAACAGCCACAUUCCACUGGCUUUAUUUCUUGUUCCAUCAUAUCGUAGAAUUGCCGUAUCGGGUACAAUUCCAAUCUCUGUGCAGAUGCUGUGAAUUUCCUUAAAGUAAAUGUAAUUCAUUAAUAUAUCGAUCGAGUCGUAAUAAUAAUUACUAAAAUUUCAGAUAAUAUAAUUGUUAUUUAUAAAACUUUAGUAUUUUGAGACUUAACUUAAUCUUAAAGUUAAAUUAUUAACACUUUGGUGAGACAUUGCAACUUUAUUAAUUAACACAGCUUUACUCACGUUUUAUCGGUGUGUGAGAAGGACCCUGGACCUCCGCAUAGUCCAAAACUAGUCGGUACCCACACCGAUAAAACGUGAAUAAGCCGUGUUAAUAAAUUUGGUUCUUAAAGUGUUUUUAAUUAUUGGAACAAUUUCGUGAUCGUUGCUGGCCUUAAAGCGUAACUAAUAGUAUUUUUAAAGUACCCAUGCCAUAUCAGUAUGUCUAACUGCAGAACUUUUCCACAACUAUACCAAUAAAUAUAUUUCAUCGGUAAGUCUUUUUUAUUAAGCUGUUGUUGUUUUAUAAUAAAACUAGCUGACCCGACAGACGCUGUUUUGUACAUAAUAAACAAAAUACUGUUUUUUAUGAAUUGUCAAUAAUAUUUCGUAACAUCAAGAAUUAUUUCGUUAAAUAUGCUCCCUGUUGUUUUAAUGAAAUUGUUUUACAGCAAAACUGUCAAACCGUGCGUCAAUAAAUUUUCUCAUAGAAAAUAUGUCCACACAAAACAAAUAUUGGAAAUUAAAUAUCGGUCGCAAAUCGAAAGGAUCCUAUCUCUCAAGUUGGACGAAAGUGCACUUGAGAGAAAUCCCAUUAAAGUCUGUUCAUUAGUUUAUGAGUUCACUGGAAACAAACAUCAGGACACUGGAUUUAUAUAUAUGAUAUUUUAUACCGAUCAUUCAUCACUAUCAGAUUCUUAAUUUAUUCGAAUUGCCGCUACUUUCACAUCACUGGUGUCAAGAUCCCCAAUAUUCGGAGCGUUCCAAGUUUACAUAGCAUUUAUAUAUGUUUAUACAUGCGACAGUCGGCCCGCAAGGAAUAAGCACUUAUAAUAUUUUUGAUUUUUCAAUAAAUUCCAUUAACUAUUGAACCCAUGUUUUAGACAGUAUGAAGGAAUACAAUAAGAUAUCAUUUCGUUUAUUUAUUAUUAUCUGUAGGUUACGCUUAUGAAUAAAUCACUGUAUAUAAAAUAUUAAUUCUAGCAGUAAAUUCAAAUUUAGUCCAUCAAAUGGAUGUGCGCCGUUUAUUUAUUAAACUUACUUAAGUCUAACUAAAUCUCUAGCGCUUAUUUCGUCCUUGUCAACGAGAAUUAUAUUAAGCUGGGUUUAAGCUGUAAGCCAUAUUUUUUGUUCAAAGUUAUCUAGAAUUUAAGGUUCUCAUUGCAGUAGUUGUCUGUUUGUUAAAUCAUGCUUCAGUAUCGGCUGUCCUUCUUAUAAGACGCAAGACAUGAACAACAAUAUUAUAUAAUAAUAUUAUUAAUAUUAAACCAUAUUAUGGUUUAUCUACACACAUGCUUUAAAACUUUUUCUAAUACAGUUAGCUUAUUGCCAACAUUAAAACACCCAAUAUCCCAAUAACCAUUGUAUCAUCCCAACGAGUGUUGUAAUGAAAUUCAGUACAUUACAACACUCGUUUGGAUGAUGUAAUGGCUACUAGUACUGGCUUUUUUAAUGUUAGCAGUAAGCUAAGUGUUUCAGAAUAUUUUAUAGAGGAUUCAUAUUAUGUGUGUAGAUAAAAUCUUGUAUGCAACUGUUGAUAAUUAGGUAUUAAAACACUCAUGUGAUAUUAUUGUCAUGAUAUUCAUAUAUCAUGAGAUAAACCCACAUUCGUGUUUUAAUACCCAUUAUUACACAAGAGUUGCACAAAUAACUAUUACUUAAUGAGACAUAUUCUAACAUAUAAGCCUUAAUUAAUUACUGGUCGUAGUUUCAUGCAUUUUGAAAGUUUAAAAUCGAAGUUUAUAUAAUCUCACGCAGUAAGAUAUUUAGUUAUUGUUAAUUUUUUAAUUCUUGGAUAAUAUUUGAGAUCUUCUAUCAUCCUAAUAUAUAGCAUCUUCAUACACGCAUAGAAAAAUGCGUAAUAAACAAUUUCUAGGUGUGUCAAGGGCACCUGCAAAAUACCGACUGGCACAAAAUAAUUAUUUCGCGGGGUAAUCAAAUAUCAUCAACUGAAUCCUAUGCUUGUUUAUAGCUGAUAAAAAUACACGGAAUCGUCAUAAUUUGCAAAGUUAAUAAUUGGUGUUUUUUGUUUUUGAAUAUCUAAAACUAUUUAUCUGCAUUUGUUGAAAUAGAAUCUUCCUGUUUAUUUUAGCUGCACUUGUUUGUAAAAAUUAAGCUUAGUUGGACGUGAAAAACGUUCCAAACCACUAUCAUGUCUAAAUUGAGUUAACAACACAAAACUGGUCAUGUGGUUAAUAUUAACGGACUCACCCAAAAUGGCAGCCCCACUGUCACUCUUUAAAUGAAAAAAAAAUGUGCAAAGGAGCCUCCCACAACGGUGCCUACUUCUGGCGUGAAGCAGUAAUGUGUAAACAUUACUGUGUUACAGCGCCCUUCAGGCCGAAAAACAGAAAUAUGUGCCGUACCGAUACCGCACUACCUAAGAACAAUAGCUUUCUUUUUAUGGCAACAAUUAGAUGCCUGUGUGCGUGGCAACUUGACACUUAAUGGCAUCUUUCAAAUUUGGUAACAUACGCUUCGUGUUAUUUUACAUUGAUAUUAAUAAAAUACAAAAUACUUACUGAUGAUAUGUGAUUCCAGUGUCUUUAUUAUUUCUUGUAGUGUUAUUUUUACAAAGUUAGUAUAUUCAAUUAGGAAAGUUUAACAGAACACGUGGCACGUCAACGUCACACAUUGUUCGAGACUGGCUCGAUUGCGCCCACUUGUGCGUAGUUGCCGCACUUUGCGACUGCGGUAUCUAGUUGGAUCGCAGCUGAGACCAAUCUUUAAUCUAAGAUUAGGUAAUUAAUUUUACUUAGCCUAUUCAGUUUUGUCGUAUUUGUGUUCUUGAAGUCAGCCGAUACUCGUGCUAGUCACAGUUUUUGUCUAUAAAGACAAUGAUAUCUACACAACACUGCAUAUUCAUUUGGGUGCUUAAAACCAUAGACUUAGAAUUACUAGCGUAUAGACGAUCUGACAGCCCGAUAAUGGGUGACCGGCACUGACCUCUACUAUAUACCACUGGACUGGCGGCUGUCAAAGUGCUUUUGUGUCUGUUUGAUUUUCGCCAUUUUGGCGCUGUUGGCCACGUAGCGAGAGUCUGCGGUACUAAAACUAUUGAAAACAACCACAGCAAACAUUGAUAGAUGGUAGGAAACUAUUUAAAAAAAAAAUGUGUACUUUAUUACGUUGAUUCUUGAAGUAUAAAUAACACGGAAAUCGAACGAAAUUAAUUCAAAAUGCAAAAAUACUUCAGAGUAUUGUACGUUCCUUUGCAGCCAUUUGUACGUCAAAAUUAGUUCUGUGGACACUCGCGAGUGGCGCUUCAAAUAGGCACAAAAAAAUUGCUGUCAAACUUAUGGAACACUGGUAUUUAUACAGGUCAAUGGUGACCGGUCUAAAGCGGUUACAGAAACAACAGAUUCGCUUUCCUUUUCUAUAUUGCUGUAUCUCGUUAAAGAUGUUCUCGCUUGGACUUUGUGUUCGUCUUUACGCUCGUGUUAGUCUAUGCUUAAAAUUAAAAGGUAGAUUAGACGAGAUAAUUUAAUAAAUUCUAAUAUGUAAUGCCUUAAAAUUUUAAUAUUAUAUUAUCAUGUGGUGAGUUUGGCUGGGGCCACAUACAACGAACGAAAGGGAAAGAGUUAUGAGUAGCGCGGCGAGUGAAAGAGACGGAAGACCUCUAGAUGACUCGUUCGCCGGACAGUGCUUUAUACGUGGGGCAGCCUUUCUCGAUGUAAAUAUUAUCAUUAUUAAAUUUAAUAGUUAUGGUGCGAAGUGUGGUGGUUUCUUAAUACGCCAUAUAUACUGAUGUAGCAAUAAAUACGCUUGUCUACGAUAAGUUUAAAACUAACAAUUUGCAAAAUUAUAAAAACGAUAUUUAUUUAAAAAAAAAGUAGUCUGUGUCCUUGGGAAGCUUCCCCUCCUAAAGGUAAUAUAAGCCACAGCCUACAACGUACCGGUUCCUUUGAUCCUCUAGCUAUCGAUUAGCUUAAUUAAUAUUUGUAUGUGGAUGAUUGAUAUGUAGCAACAUCACAAACUAUAUCCCUCGCAUUUCUUAUCAUCACUUUUCUCGAUUGCCUUCUCUUUUGCUUCGAUAUAUCGAUAAUCAAUGUGGCACCUCUGAAGAGACUGAAGCACCGCCCAGAUUUCGAUCGAAUCGAAGGCGUUCUCAUAGUCCAUGAACGCCAAGCGUAGUAGCUGGUUAUACUCCUCCGUCUUCUGUAUAACCUGCCGCAGUGUACGCAUGUGUCCUAUGGUGCUAAAACCUUUUCGGAAUCCGGCUUGUUCGGGAGGCUUGAAGUCGUCGAACCUGCGCACGAGAUGAUUCGUGAUAACCCUAGAAAACAGCUCAUAUACAUGGCUCAGAAGUGAUAUAGGUCUAAAGUUCUUCAAAAGCAAUAUAAAGAAGUAUUAGCAAAAAUAUAUUCCGAUUGAACCUGAAAAUUAUUAAACCACAGACCCAAAAAAAAAAUUUCUAAAACAAAUAUUGUAAUUGUAUCGUCAGACGAAGAUCGUUUGCGUGACGUCACGAAACGUCUUCCGUUUGGAAAGGGUACUUUUAAUUGGUGGUUUGAGAGUAUGACGGCCUGAUGUCGUCUCAAUGCAUUUGCAUUAUAACCAAUGACGUUCUACACAUAUACAUAUAGACAAAUCACGUCAUAUAAAAAUAAAGCUUAAAUAUGGAACAUGCCACAUUCUUUGAUGCCCUACCUACAUAUACAUUAUUAGCCGUUACCGCCGGCUUGGCUGGGCGAAUUUUAAAAGGAAAUAAAUUAAAUUUUAUUCAUCUUAUUACAAAUACAAGAAACGAAUAAGUAGUCAUAAACCAUCUAGGAUAAAUUUCGCAUGGAAUGGUGGUAGUUUUAUGUCGAUACGAUCAAUAGUUUUGGCGUGAUUGAUCCGCUAUCAGACUGCGAACGAUAUGUUCUUAUCUAUGUGUAGAACGUCAUUAUAUAUAAUAUAUAACACGACAAAUUAUUUAUUUCCUCGUGACGUCACAGUUAGCGGCGCUGAAAUUCGUUUAUAAUAUAUAGAUAUUUUAUCAUAUUGCUAACGAAAUUAUGUGGGAUAUAUUCAUGGACAAUUUAAAAUGUAGGCGCUGUAUUUGGUAGCGUUUUAUAUUAGGACGUGCUAGGAAUGACUGACUGUUAUAUUAUAUAUUGUAAUUACUCGGACUAAGAGAUUGAAGUACGGACACAAAUGAAACCAGUUUUGCUUUAUGUUGCGGUAUGUUUGACACUUCUGACUAAACGACUGCCGAGUCGCCGACCGCCAUAUGUUUUAAAGGAAGAUAUUCAAAAAAAUAUACACAAAUUAAAUUUGAAACGAAAGAUUAUGUACGCGACGUCACUCGAACGGUUGACUCAGUGAAAGAGCGCUCGCACGGAACGCGAGAGGUCGCGGGUUAGUCACACAUCGUUCAUAAAUUUUGUUUUCAAAUUUAAUUUGUGUUAUUAAUCACAGAAGUGAGGGUUAUCAAAUUUUUCAAUAAAAUAUACAUAAUUAUCUUUUACAUACAUAUAUUAACUUAUUUAAAGAUUCCAAGCAAUUAUCUAUCACCAUCACGGACGAAGUUCAUAAAUAAACAAUAUUAUCUGGGGCCUUGAAACAUGGACAUGAAACUACUUAUAUCACAGAGCUACUUAAACUGUAGAGAACCUGAUGUUUUAAUAUGUAGUGUUAGUAUAUUUACAGGUAAUAAAAUUCUUGUAAACGGCGUGAUAAUCUACUUCUCUUUGUCUGACUAUAGAUUAUAAUUUAAAAUUAUAUAAAAUGUUUGAAGUUUACGCUAGACACGUUAUUUUAUUACGAAUAUUAUAGAUUGUGUAAAUAUUACGGUGAUAUUGAAUUAUACAUACAAAUAAACGUUAUCAAUAAUU